This is a messenger RNA of Lindgomyces ingoldianus, 1296 nucleotides long. RefSeq lists its product as uncharacterized. NCBI's taxonomy places the organism in Eukaryota, Fungi, Ascomycota, Dothideomycetes, Pleosporales, Lindgomycetaceae. The record is from RefSeq and is a predicted model, not a curated record. The transcript has 14 exons. The coding region runs from base 1 to 1296 and encodes 431 amino acids.
AUGGCGGAGCAUCGAGGACCCAUACACUACACCGCCGCCUCAAUGCCACCACAAACGCCCAUCAAGCUAAAGUUUGAAACCCGCGGUGUAGACCUCAAUCUUCAAUCUUCAAUCUCCAAAAUAGGUCACGCCGAUAGACCACUCUCGAAAGCCGGAGCGGGGAUGAGCUCCCUUGGCCUUACCGUCCUCGAUAAGAGCUUUUGUCGAGUAGAUGGCGUAGAAGAGUUCGAGUUGAGUAAGGCUCACAGAGACUGCCUGAAUGUUGAGAUACCUCGAUUGCGAGAAGAUCAAGGCCGUAAUAUUGGGAGAGAGUACCCGAAGACGGUUGAAGGAUCGAUUAAUCGAAUACUGAAUUGCGGCUGCCUGAUUCGAAUUGGAGCACACAAUAAGAGAGCCCUAAUCUUUGUUAUUGUGCAGUCUAGUUGUAGAGUCUGCGGUAAGAAAGAACGAUAUUCCGGUGAGACGUUUAAACAAUGCUCCCCAGUAGCCAAACAAGUGUUCGAUGCUAGAAGAUGGCGCGAAUUUACGAAUCAACGUCGAACAAAGCGGAGCGUCUGCGUCAGGCACAGGUCUCUUUUCGACUAUCUCGAAGCUUGUUGGCGUUGCUGUAAGGAAGGGAGGGUGAAAGGUUGCGAGAUGAAGCCAAGCAUUGGACCCUUACACUGCUGUACCAGAAAACGACCGAGCAGUCACUGCCAUGAAGAACUUCACUGCGGAGGCAGCAAAGAUGCCCUAGCGUCAAAGGCGAAGAAUGUAAUAUUUCACCGACAAAGACUAUGCGGCCAUCACCAAGGCACUGAGGGAGCGCUAUCAUGGUGGCAUAACAAACUAAAGAUCCUGGCUCACAAUGCGGCCACAACUCUGACGAUGCAACCAUUCAAGAUCCGAUCGACACGUCGCCAGCUUCGGAGCAUAGCCGAUUUCUGCAAAUUAGCUUCCAUGAGGCAUAGAUUCGAAGGCAGUGAAUGCAAAGCUGCAACCCUCUUCCUUUCUGAUAGUACAACCUGCGUAUUCCAUUAUGGAUUAUCAUAUGUACCUACCUCUUGGUUUGCCCGACCAGAGCCACCGACUAAAACGAGAUAUGAGCCAGAUCCCCUGGGGGAUAAGUUUGAGACCAGGUGUAGUCAGCAAAAGAAGUAUAGUGCCACAGAGCAGGUCAGCCGGACUGGGCCACAUCGAGAUAACAUUGAACAGAAACUAUGUUUCGAGAAGGACAAAGUGCCAAUUUGUGUUAAAGAACCAACCAUAGCGAUGGCAGAGGAGUAUUAUUUUACUUCAUUUGCCCAGAAAGGCUGA